GUCUUAAACCCUAAAUCUUUCUCCGGCUACGUUCGCUGUCGUGAUGGCUCCUCAAUCGUUAAAGAAGAACUACCGGUGCUCUCGAUCUCUAAAGCAAUUCUACGGCGGUGGUCCUUUCAUCGUUUCAUCUGAUGGUUCGUUCAUCGCCUGCGCCUGUGGUGACGCCAUUAACAUCGUAGAUUCUUCGGACUCAUCAGUGAAAUCCACAAUCGAUGGCGAGUCGGAUACGCUCACUGCUCUGGCUCUUAGUCCUGACAAUAAGCUACUCUUCUCCGCUGGACAUAGUAGACAAAUUCGAGUUUGGGAUUUGGAAACCUUGAAAUGCAUUCGCUCUUGGAAGGGGCACGAGGGACCUGUGAUGGGUAUGGCUUGCCACGCAUCUGGAGGAUUGCUAGCCACUGCCGGAGCUGAUAGGAAAGUCCUUGUCUGGGAUGUUGAUGGUGGUUUCUGCACUCAUUAUUUCAAAGGUCAUAAAGGGGUUGUCUCAAGUAUCUUGUUCCAUCCUGAUGCAAACAAAAAUAUUCUUUUCUCGGGAAGUGAUGAUGCAACCGUUCGUGCCUGGGAUCUUAUGGCAAAGAAUACUGAGAAGAAAUGUCUUGCCAUUUUGGAGAAGCACUUUUCAGCCGUGACUUCAAUUGCGAUAUCAGAGGAUGGACUGACUUUACUCAGUGCUGGAAGAGAUAAAGUUGUGAACUUGUGGGACCUUCACGAUUAUAGCUGCAAGACAACAGUUGCAACUUAUGAGGUACUAGAAGCUGUGACAACAGUUUCUUCUGGGACGCCUUUCGCUUCAUUUGUAGCUUCUCUUGAUCAGAAGAGUAAGAAGAAGAAAACUGCUUCUCAAGAAACACAUUUUAUUACUGUUGGGGAACGUGGUGUUGUGCGCAUCUGGAAGUCUGAGGGUUCAGUAUGUCUCUACGAGCAAAAGUCGUCGGAUAUUACUGUCAGCUCAGAUGACGAGGAAUCUAAAAGAGGAUUCACUGCAGCUGCUAUGCUGCCUUCUCAUCUUGGACUGCUUUGUGUGACUGCUGAUCAGCAGUUUUUUAUCUACUCCGUUGUUGAAAAUUUAGAAGAAUCAGAGUUAGUGCUAAGCAAGAGACUUGUUGGGUAUAAUGAAGAAAUAGCUGAUAUGAAGUUCCUAGGUGAUGAAGAGGAGUUUCUCGCAGUAGCUACAAAUCUCGAGGAGGUUCGUGUUUAUGAUGUUGCAACAAUGUCAUGUUCCUACGUGUUAGCUGGCCAUAAGGAAGUUGUUCUGUCCCUUGACACUUGCGUAUCUAGUUCUGGGAAUACUCUAGUCGUCACUGGAAGUAAAGAUAAAACUGUAAGGCUGUGGAACGCAACAAGCAAAUCUUGCAUUGGAGCUGGUACAGGUCAUAAUGGCGAUAUCUUAGCGGUUGCUUUUGCGAAGAAGUCUUUCAGUUUCUUUGUCAGUGGCAGUGGUGAUCGCACACUGAAGGUCUGGAGCCUUGAUGGUAUCUCAGAGGACUCAGAAGAGCCCACUAAUUUGAAAACUAGAAGUGUUGUUGCUGCCCAUGAUAAAGACAUUAAUUCUGUGGCUGUUGCUCGUAACGAUAGCUUGGUUUGCACUGGCUCUGAGGAUCGGACAGCUAGCAUAUGGAGACUACCAGACUUGGUGCAUGUUGUUACACUUAAAGGACAUAAGAGGCGGAUUUUUUCUGUUGAGUUCUCACCUGUUGAUCAGUGCGUAAUGACAGCAUCAGGUGAUAAAACAGUAAAAAUAUGGGCUAUAUCUGAUGGUUCAUGCCUCAAAACGUUUGAAGGUCAUACCUCAAGUGUACUUAGGGCCUCAUUCAUAACCGAUGGAACCCAAUUUGUCUCAUGUGGUGCCGAUGGUUUAUUGAAACUUUGGAAUGUGAACACUAGCGAAUGCAUUGCCACAUAUGACCAGCACGAGGACAAGGUAUGGGCUUUGGCUGUUGGAAAGAAGACAGAAAUGGUUGCAACUGGUGGAGGCGAUGCAGUUAUUAAUUUAUGGCAUGAUUCAACCGCUACUGAUAAAGAAGAUGAAUUCCGGAAAGAGGAAGAAACAAUAUUGAGAGGUCAAGAGCUGGAAAACGCAGUGUUAGAUGCUGAAUACACUAAAGCCAUACGAUUGGCAUUUGAGCUUCGUAGGCCUCACAAACUUUACGAACUCUUUGCUGGGCUCUGCAAGAAAAGAGAGUCAAACGAACAGAUUGUGAAAGCUCUUCAAGGACUUGAAAAAGAAGAGUUCCGUUUACUUUUUGAAUAUCUCCGAGAAUGGAACACAAAACCAAACCGAUGCCACAUUGCUCAGUAUGUUCUUUACCAAACCUUCAACAUACUUCCUCCCACAGAAGUCGUUCAGGUAAAAGGAAUUGGAGAACUCCUGGAAGGUUUAAUCCCAUAUUCUCAGAGACAUUUCAAUAGGAUGGACAGAUUUGUAAGAAGCAGUUUCUUGUUAGACUACACACUCGGUGAGAUGUCUGUGAUUGAUCCAGAGACUGAGACUGAGUAUCCUAAGGACAAGAAGAAGAUAGAAGAGGAAGAGGCCAUUGCUUCUGUGUCUGCAAUGGAACAAGACACGGAAAAAGUAGAUCAAAAGACUUCUUCGAGGAAAAGAAAGUCUCAGAAAUCAAAAGAUAGAUCGAACAAGAAGAGACUCGUUGCCGUAGCUCCGGGAAAUGUAAUCGCAGUUUGAGUCUUGAAUGAAUUAUAUUUGAUUGACAUUUUAGGGGUAGAAUCCCAAUUUUUGGUAUUAUCGUUUUUCUUCAUGUUUAAUUUUGGUUCUUGUAAUUGCUGUUGUUUUUAAAAUUUUGUUUUCAAUUCGCCUUCAAUACUAAAGAGUUUCUGAUUUUCACA
Molecule: messenger RNA, 2841 nt
Organism: Eutrema salsugineum
Lineage: Eukaryota; Viridiplantae; Streptophyta; Magnoliopsida; Brassicales; Brassicaceae
Product: transducin beta-like protein 3
Exons: 14
Coding region: 44-2680 (878 amino acids)
Biological process (GO): endonucleolytic cleavage to generate mature 5'-end of SSU-rRNA from (SSU-rRNA, 5.8S rRNA, LSU-rRNA); endonucleolytic cleavage in 5'-ETS of tricistronic rRNA transcript (SSU-rRNA, 5.8S rRNA, LSU-rRNA)
Cellular component (GO): nucleolus; small-subunit processome; 90S preribosome
Molecular function (GO): U3 snoRNA binding; protein binding
Source: RefSeq, a predicted model, not a curated record